AUGAAUGAACUUGCCAUAUAUGACGACUAUGCAAUAGCAGAAGAGAUUCCUGAUCUCAUUUUAGAAGCAAUAUUUUCGUAUCUUAGCCUUAAAGAUCUCCGCAAUUGUGCUUUGGUGUGUAAAAAAUGGUACAGAAUACUUAGUGACGAAAAUAAUGAUGUAUGGCGAGUACAUUGUGUUAAAAGAUUGGUUGAAGAAGUUACGAAGUCUGAUUUAUUGUCUACUGUUACCACAUAUAAAUCGAAAUUAAGAGCUUUUUUUCAUGCGUGGAACCCACACGACUGUUCACGUAAUAUGUAUGUUAAACCCAAUGGUUUUACUUUACACAGAAAUCCUGUGGCACAAAGCACUGAUGCGUGUAGGGGCAAAGUUGGAUUUUACUAUGGAAGGCAUGCUUGGGAAGUAAUAUGGGAAGGCCCUUUAGGUACUGUAGCUGUAGUUGGUAUAUCAACCAAAGAUGCCCCAUUACAGUGUCAAGGUUAUGUUGGAUUGCUAGGGUCAGAUGAACAGAGCUGGGGCUGGAACUUAGUUGACAAUCAUCUAUUGCAUAAUGGCGAUUCACAAGGACAUUAUCCAUUGCUUAAUAAUUGUCCAAAAUAUCAGGUUGGUGAGCGGAUAAGGGUGAUUCUAGAUUGUGAAGAUAAUACCUUGGCCUUUGAAAGAAAUUAUGAAUUUUUAGGAGUUGCAUUCAGAGGUCUGCCAAAUAAAAAAAAACUUUAUCCAACAGUGUCUGCUGUGUAUGGUAACACUGAAGUCUCGAUGGUGUAUCUGGGGCCACCUGUGGAUGGCUGA
Molecule: messenger RNA, 792 nt
Organism: Arctia plantaginis
Lineage: Eukaryota; Metazoa; Arthropoda; Insecta; Lepidoptera; Erebidae
Source: the annotation of a GenBank genome assembly